AUGGGCCACGAUCUACCUUAUCAUCGCCAGAAGGCUCGUCCUAGCAUCCAGCCUGUCCUCCCCGUCCUCCCCGAACUUUCCCGUCUCUUCAAAGCACACAGCAAGAAGAAUGUCGAGUCAUCAGCACCGCAAACCUCGCCAUCCGAGUUCGGUCAGAGCGCAGUCAAAACAAAACAGACACCAGAGCCAGCCAACAAGUCUGGUCCAACUGAAUUUUCCUCGGAGGCUGUCUUAGCACAGGAAGACGUUAACAAUACCAACUCCGUUGAAGAUAAAGCCGUGUCUGCUUCAACGGCUUCACAAACUGGCACACCGUCUGCUUCUACCCCGGCCACCCAAGGACUCGCUGUAGAAGCGUCCAACUGUCCUCUGGAUGAUGACAAGGAGGUGAUUUCUGAAAAGGCUGAGAUAGAAGGUAUCCAGCAACCAGGAGGCCCGUUCGAGGGUGAAAUUGCUCAUGUUGCCGAGUCCUCGUUCGAGACAGACCAGAUGCUUCCCAUAAGAGAACCUGAGCGUAACCUGGAUUCUCCUCAUGGUUAUAUUGAUCAAUCAAGGUCCACUAGUGCUGCUGUUGAAGACGAGCAACAGGAACUCGUAUCAUCCUCUGCAACUUCUGUUGCUGCUGAUAUCGAUGAGAAAGCUUCCGGUGGAGUAUUGAGUGGGAUGUCGCAGGCUAGUCAGGGCGGAAACCACACAUUGCUAUCGCCAGCCAUGACCGAGAACAAUGAGCAGUAUCGACGUGGCAGUAGUGUCCUUCCUGGUCAGGUAUUACCAACAUCAUCGCCAAGAGUCAAUUCUUUACCUUCCCUUAACGAGUAUUUCCUGCACGUCGCUGCAUCUAAGGAAUAUGCAGACUGGGUGCUUCAGGUUCAUUCUCCCACCACCAAAGCCCAGUCAUUCCCAACCUACGCGCACUCAAUACUUCUCCUCCGCAGUCACCGCAUGCGACGCUUGAUGACACGACAAUCGUCCUAUGGAACCAACGUCAUUGAGCUGUAUCCUCCCCGAUAUGUUCUUCCCCAUGCAUUUGAGUCCGCACUGCGAUUUCUUUAUUCGGAUUCCGUCAUAGCCAAAGAUUUCUUUCUUCAACAACCCGCCCCUGUGGACUCCCAAGCAGUUAGACUGCAUCACCUGGACUACAUCUUGUCCUACUGGAUUUCUGGAAUCGAACUGGGUCUUGAUAUUAUCAGCGAACGUGCCGAAACACUAUUGUCGGAUUACCUUGACUGGGAUCUUGUCGAGCCAGCAUACAAAGCUGCUGACGACAUCGCAAAAUCGGAGAUUUCCUCCAACAGCAAACACAUGACUGGAACAGACUAUUUUGUCCUGAGCGGAUCCAUUGUUCGGGUAAUACUUCACUUUCUGGUCAGUCGCAUUGAUGUCAAUAGUUUCAAACUCGAUACGAGCUCUGUCUCAACCUUCCUGCCUUCUCGACUUCCACUGGUUGACGACAAUCGUGCACGAACCAACCCAGCAUUGGCUUCUAUGGUCUUUGGUUCUAUGCCUUCUUCCAUGGGCGUCUCGGCUUCCUCUCCACAAUUAGAUUUCUUGCCAAACGGGUUCACUCCCAAAGACACCCUUGCAACUAAGAUCUUGCUCAAUCUGGGUUUCGAGAACCUGUACCGAUUCAACACCUUCUUGCAACGACGUGGAUCAGCAUAUGCAAAUCGCAUAAUGACGGAGGUUGUCCAAGAGCGGGAGGCUCGUCGUGAGAGAGUCUUGAAUGCCCAGCAUAUUCCUAACCCAGAGCGAAUGGCUGCGUCUGCCAAAUGGGAUGUUGUGGGACACCAAGAGAUGUUUGUGAAUGGUGUUCUCUCCGAAAAACGUGUUGGGUUCCUCCUACCAUCUUCCAGAUGA
Molecule: messenger RNA, 1857 nt
Organism: Exophiala aquamarina CBS 119918
Lineage: Eukaryota; Fungi; Ascomycota; Eurotiomycetes; Chaetothyriales; Herpotrichiellaceae
Exons: 2
Coding region: 1-1857 (618 amino acids)
Source: RefSeq, a predicted model, not a curated record